UCUUUGCAUCACAGCCGAGCGUCGCCUCUCGUGGAGGUCCGGGCUACGAGCAGGUGGUGCGACUCGCCGAGCGUCUGGUGCAGCUCUGCAUUAAGGGCUACGUCACCGACGGGGGUGGAGGAGGUCGUGAAGCUGUGGGAGAACCUCGAUGAGGUCGAUAAGGGGCGUGUGAGAUACCCAACACGCUACAAAGUCGUGGAAAACUUCAACAAACGCCGCAUUGUGAGACCCAGAAGUCGAGGAACGUGGCCCGACGCCAGGCGACUGGUUGAGGCGAUUUUCGUCCAGCUAUGUGUCCUCCACCCGAGCAGCACGAGGCAGAACGGCUGUUCGAUCCCCCGCCUGACUCUGGUUCUGAGGGCCUACGAAAUGAUUCAGCAUGCCGUAUUGUCAAACCCAAGACUCAUGGCCAGAACGACUCUGCAGCUUUUUACUGUAAACCGGACGCUGCUGACUGAGUGGCACCAAAGGUGGACUAUCAGCAUGGAGAGGAACUUCCUGUCAUCGUUUAGCCCCAACAGGCAAGAAACUGGCACUGCCGCUGCCAGCUCCACCCCUGCAGCCCCCAAGUUUGCAUGUUCUUCCACCCCUACAGCUCCCAAACCUGUAGCUUCAUCCACCCCUGCAGCUCCCAACCCCACAGCUUCCUCCACCCCUGCAGCCUCCAACCCCACAGCUACCUCCAUGUUUGCAUCUUCCUCCACCCCUAUAGCUCCCAAACCUGCAGCUUUCUCCACUCCUGCAGCUUCCAACCCCACAGCUACCAAGCCUGCAGCUACCUCUAUGUUUGCAGCUUCCAAGCCCGCAUCUACCUCCACCCCUGCAUCCUCCAACCUUGUAGCUACCUUUAUCUCUGCAUCUCCCAACCCCGCAAUUACCUACAUGUUUGCAGAUACCUUCAACUCUCCAGCCUCCAUCUCUGCACUUUAUUUCACUCCUGCAGCUACCUCCAGAGUUACAAAUGCAUUCUUCAUUCCAGCUUCCUCCACCCCUGCAACCUCCAACUCUGCAGCUACGUCCAUCUCUGCAGCUCUCACCCCCUCAGCUACCUCCAUCUCUGCAGCUCCCAACCCUGCAGCUACUUUCAUCUCUGCAGCUCCCAACCCUGCAGCUACUUUCAUCUCUGCAGCUCCCAACCCUGCAGCUACCGCCAUCUCUGCAGCUCCCAACCCUGCAGCUACCGCCAUCCCUUCAGCCUCUGCCUCUGCACUUUAUUUCAGUCCUGCAGCUACCACCAGAGUAACAGAUGCAAUCUUCCGUGCAGCUUCCUCCACCCCAGCAGCAGCAGUAGCAGCAGCAGUAGCCGUCGCCCCUCCUCGUCUUCCUCGUACCACAGCGUGGCGGAGGAGGCUGAAGGAGCAGCAUCUUGCCCAGGCCCGGGCGCUCAGCAUUACCCACAAACAGCGGAGGAGGAUGGAAAGUUACACGUGCCGGCGCUGCAGACGACCGAAGACGAAAGAGUUCGGUCACAGUCAGUUCAGAGGAGCUCACUUCUGCUCGGAGGCUCAGGGUCGCUCCGCGGAGGACUGGCUGGAGGAGAAGAGGAGGCAGAAGCAGAACGAUAUGUGAAGAAAUUCCCUCGAUUUCUUCGUGAAAUAUUGCGUUCACAGGAACAGGACGGACGAACAGCCUGAAAGCAUGAUGUCUCCGGUCAGAGGCGUGAAAACAAGCUGAACCGAACCCUCAGAAACCUGAAGUUCACUGCGUCCCGACGUCUUUCACAGGCACUUAAACCCUCAAGGGAGCACAUUGCUUUUAUUUCUUUCAAAAACAGAGAAAAAGGAAAACAGCCAUUUGGCAAAAAAUGUUUUGCAAAAGAGGAGAGAGAGAAAGAAAAUAAUAGAUUAAAAAAAAAAUCUAGGGGGAAAAGGUCCGGAAAAGUAUAAUUAAGUAUUAUAAUAUAUUUGAAUUUUUUUGUGUGCACUUUUACUUGUUUUUUUUCAU
Molecule: messenger RNA, 1944 nt
Organism: Plectropomus leopardus (leopard coralgrouper)
Lineage: Eukaryota; Metazoa; Chordata; Actinopteri; Perciformes; Serranidae
Source: RefSeq, a predicted model, not a curated record